Messenger RNA from Xylaria bambusicola, 2673 nucleotides. RefSeq names its product inosine-uridine preferring nucleoside hydrolase-domain-containing protein. Lineage: Eukaryota; Fungi; Ascomycota; Sordariomycetes; Xylariales; Xylariaceae. The record is from RefSeq and is a predicted model, not a curated record. The transcript has 4 exons. Gene Ontology annotation, molecular function: purine nucleosidase activity. Gene Ontology annotation, biological process: purine nucleoside catabolic process. Gene Ontology annotation, cellular component: cytosol. The coding region runs from base 1 to 2673 and encodes 890 amino acids.
AUGAACAACGAACAGUUUCGUCGGCUUAUUGCUGCAAAUGCGGCCAAGUCGCCAACUAGCGACAACAAUGGCGCAUCCUCGACUCCCUCGCGCGGAGUUGCCCUUGGAUCUCGACAGAAAUCUUGCAUUCCCAUGACACCGCGCUCGGUGGCAGGCCUCUCUAAAUCUAACUUCGCGCGACAACUCGCAGAACGGAAUCAACCCGACAAGAAAGAGAAGAAGUUUCGGUCAUUUGCGCCGAAAGGUUCUAAACUAGCUGAGGGCUACGUCGACCGCACACAAGCCCGGAAUUCUAAAGAGGAAGAGGAGGGAGAUGAUCGAGCAACAAGGCUGAAAGCUCUCGAGGAGGCUUUUAAGAAAGAGGAGAUUGACCAACCAACUUUUGACCAUCUCAGGAGUCAGAUUGCAGGCGGUGAUCUAUCAAGCACGCAUCUCGUAAAGGGUUUAGAUUUCAAGCUACUCGAGCGGAUACGAAAGGGUGAAAACGUCUACAACAAUAGCGAAGCACACAACGAAGAAGAUGAGACCCCUGAGGAUGUCGAUGAUGAACUCGACCGUUUAGAAGAGGAGGAAGUCUCGACAAUGACAAAAGAGAAGACAAUUAAGAAAGGCCAAUUGUCCACUGCGCCUACAAAUGCUUCUAAAAAACGAACCAGAGAUCAAAUCUUGGCAGAGAUGAAGGCUGCGCGGGGCGCCGCACAGAUGAAAAAGGAGUCAACCUUGGGAGAUAAAUUCAGGAAGAUUGGCGUGAAAGCGCCCGGGACGAGGAUAGAGAGAGACGGUCGAGGACGAGAAGUGAUGAUAAUAACUGAUGAGGAUGGCAACGAAAAGCGCAAAGUGCGCAAGAUUGUACCCGAAGAGCCGUCACAAGAAGCAAACGAUUUGAUGGUCCCUGAUCCCAAAGCGAAGCCGCUAGGGAUGGAAGUUCCUGACAAAUACAAAUCAAAAGCCAAGGAGCCGGAAGAAAGCGACGAUAUCUUUGAUGACGUGGACGAUGACUACGACCCGCUGGCAGGAUUGGAUGAUAGUUCUGAUGAAGAUGACAAGGACGAUGAGGCGUCCGCAGAACAGGCAAAGGCCGAAAGUGCAGACAAAGAAGCCAAUAGAAUAAUGCCGCCACCCUCACGUCCUGUCGGUGUGUCCGAGCCACGGGACUACUUCAAAGAUUCCAAGACCGGACUCGUGUCUUCCGAAACAUUGGCAGCGCCGUCCAUGUCAGAUCCUGCGAUUCAGGCAGCCUUCAAAAAGGCUGCUUCUCUUCGAGCCAUUGCCGAUUCAUCCGAGGAAGAUGACAAAGAGGCAAGAGAGAAAGCAGAGCGGCUGCGUAAGAUGCUACAGAAUAAUGAUCGAGACGCACAAGAUCUAGAUAUGGGUUUUGGCACGAGUCGCCUUGACGAUGAUGCAGAUCUCGAUGAGCAGAGAGUCAAGUUAUCGGAAUGGGGGCGGGAUGAGGAAGAAGGGGGAGAUCACAGCAGAGGGGGCUCAAAGCGCAAACGGGGACCUAAGAAGCGAAAGGGGGAUGGUAAUAAUGCCGCCGACGUUUUGCGCGAUGUCUUUGCCAUUCUGUUAGGUGCUUACCACCCUGGCAUCAAACUGUUGGGCAUAAGCACGGUCCACGGCAACGCGUCGCUACAAAAGACGACGAACAACGCGCUCUCCGUGUUAUCCGCCAUUGGAAAGGAUGACAGCCUCCGCGUGUACCCAGGGGCAGCAAAUGCACUGGAGCGGGAUGCCGUCCCCGCGGUUGAGAUCCACGGUGAGUCGGGGCUAGACGGGACAGCCCUGCUCCCCCCGCCGGCGCGUUCGGCCCUGGACGCAUCCAUGUCCGCCGUCGACGCUAUGGCGUCCGCGCUACGAGCCUGCGAACCCGGCACGCCAUGGGUGGUGGGCACGGGGGCGCUCACUAAUGUCGCGCAGCUGUUUACCGCACACCCAGACCUCAGGUCCCACGUGGCAGGCGUGAGUAUCAUGGGUGGCAGUGUCGGCGACGGCUUCACAGCCGCCCCCUUGGGCCGCGUCGACGACGUCGAGCGCAUAGGGAAUUACUCGCAGUGGGCCGAGUUCAACGUGCUCAUAGAUCCCGAGGCAGCCGCCGCGCUGCUCCACGACCCCAUCCUCGCCCCGAAGUCAACGCUCGUGCCGCUUGAUCUCACGCAUCUCGUGCUGGCGACGAAAGAGGUGCAGGACCUGCUGCUCAAAGGCACCCAACCGGCAACGGCAAAGGCUGCAGCAGAGGACUUGGAGCAGAAGGGAAUGAAGGCGAAGUCUACGUUGCGGCAGAUGCUUGUCGAGCUGCUUAUGUUCUUUGCUGAGACUUACCGCGACGUCUUCGGCAUAGUUGACGGUCCGCCACUGCACGACCCGCUCGCCGUGGCGGCCAUUCUGACAGGGACGCGUCACGAGAUUCCGUUCUACGACUUCGACCCCGCGAGCCCCCAGGGGCCGGAGCGGCGGGAGAGAUUCGAGGUCCGCGUCGUCACGGAGGGGACGCUCGAGGACGCCAGGGAGAAGGGAACGCAGACCGGACGCACGGUCGUGCGACUAUUGCCGCCUGGGGAAGAAGGCGUUCGUAUCCCCCGCGGGCUCGAUAUCGAGCUCUUCUGGAAAGUCAUCGAGGAUUGCGUCCAGAAGGCAGACGAUGUGAAUGCGCAAAAAGCUGGGACUGUCGUGUAG